Molecule: messenger RNA, 1046 nt
Organism: Cucurbita moschata (crookneck pumpkin)
Lineage: Eukaryota; Viridiplantae; Streptophyta; Magnoliopsida; Cucurbitales; Cucurbitaceae
Product: pathogen-related protein-like
Exons: 6
Coding region: 180-884 (234 amino acids)
Source: RefSeq, a predicted model, not a curated record
ACAAUGAAAUUUCAAACUUCGAAAGGUUGCAGUGAGGCCAUGGAUUAUGUCAGUGAUGAUCUCACGAACACCGCCAUUGGAAGCAACCAUCUUCCCUUUCGUUGUUCUCCGUCGUUAUAUAACCCGCCAUUGCCCUCUUACUCACCACCCAAAUCCGCCCCCAAAUCCUUGAUUUCACAAUGGCCUCUGGGGAUGAGAAGUAUCGCUCGCUUUUGCGUGGAGAUGAAGAGAAGAACACCAAAUGGAGAUUUGGGGUUCCUCCUAACUACGAUGUUGUCAACAAGCUCUUCGAAGAAGAGCGGACUAAUGUAUGGCCUGUUGGAUCACUUGAAGAGAGAGUGCAAAGCCUGGUGAAGAAUUUUGAGAUGGAAAUGUUCCAUAAGAUAUCAACCACUGAUUUCAGAACAAUAGAUUUAAACAAGUUUACUUUCUGUCUCAAUGGAAGAAAGCCUUUAAGUAUUGAAGAAACUAGUAAACUGGGAGGUUACAAUCCCUUCCUUCAGACCUCCAUCCCUGAGGAGUAUAGGUACUAUAAUGCUGCAAAGGAGACUGCUGCAUCUUCUCACCAAGCUUUCACUGCCACGUUCCCUCGAGGUUUUGCUCUCGAGAUUAUCCAAGUUUAUUCAGGGCCUCCUGAUAUUGUGUUCAAGUUUAGGCAUUGGGGAUACAUGGAGGGAGCUUUUAAAAGCCAUGCCCCCACUGGGGAGAGAAUUGAAUUCUUUGGAGUUGCCAUUUUUAAGGUGAAUGAGAAUGAUAUAAUUUUGGGGGUGGAGUUCUUUUUUGACCCAGGGGAAUUGCUUGGGAAACUCAUGAAAGGUCCUUGCUUGGAUGGCUCGGUUGAAAAGGCGGUUUCGAGCUGCCCUAUCUUGAGAAACACAGGGUGAAUGAAUGAAGCUACCUUGUCAGCCACAGAAACGCUCUGCUACAGCUGUUCUCAAGACAAGCAGAAAUUGAGAGGUACCAAGAAAUUGAAGGAUCAAAUUGCAAACAGAGAGGAAGGGCUUGGUGGGUAUGUCAGAAGCGGCAUGAUCAACAGGUUUGAACUG